GUAACACGAGCUUGUGUUUCCUGGUGCUGGGGCUCCUUUAAGAGGCAGAGCUCGGUGCUGGGAAUUCACGUCAGUUUCAGCCCUGAAACUCUCCAGAUCAAUGAGCAAAGAGCUUUCUCACUUCUGCCUUUCAGUUUCUCUCUUCCAGGAAGGAAAACAUUCAGAGGGAGAGGGAGCGGGAGCGAGGGCAGCAGCAGCCGCAGCCUCCGCCUCACCCUCCCGGGCUGGAAGCAGACCCCCCUGGCAGCCCCUUCUUCCCCAGCCAACAGCACCCCCACCAAACUAUGCGGGCUGCCACUCCCAGGGGCAGAUCUGCCGGCACCUUGAGCUCUUUGGGGAAGAUGGUCGGAGUAACUUCUCCUUGAAUGAUUGCGUCUGGCUUUGAAGGAUUUCUGGGUUGGGGAGAGGAAAGGAAAGUGGGAAAACCCCCCUAAGAACUUCCUGAUCUCUGUCGUUCCCUCUCUCUGCCCUCUCCUUUUUUUUUUUAUUUCCCACCCCCCCCUCUGUGAGACAUGUCUGAGGCUCCUGCUCAGUGUUGCAUCAAGGUAUUUAUGUGUAGGUGUUAAAUGGUUGCAGAAGGCUAGCACACUACACCCACUCUGUGCAGGGCUUAAUGGAUGCACAGCUGUAAAGCAGAGGUGAAUAAGACUCCAGUUGUCUGAACAAAAGCUGGCUUCAGUUUGUGAGGACUUGGUGUGGGAACAGAAAUAGGACUAUCAGCUUGCAGGCCAGCGAGCAUUCCAGGAGAGGCCUGCAGGUUCAAAGGGCCUUAUACUAGUAGCGCCUUUUUGGAGGGAAGAUGGCAUAUGAAUCAAAGAAAUAACCCCAGAACAAGAAGCACAUUGCAAGAAAGAAUUUCAUACACGCCUCCAGCGAGCCCGGUACCAAAUUACACUUCAUCGUCACCACUACAUGUCCCAGUGCCUCGAGCAAUCAGGAUGGAGGAAGAUGCGAUCAGACUGCCUGCACACCUGCGUUUGCAGCCAGUUUACUGGAGCAGAGAAGAUGUGGCUCAGUGGCUCAAGUGGGCAGAGAAGGAGUUUUCCUUGAGGCCAAUUGACAGCAACACUUUUGAGAUGAAUGGCAAAGCUCUCCUGCUGCUGACCAAAGAGGACUUUCGAUACAGGUCUCCUCAUUCAGGUGACGUACUGUAUGAACUACUUCAGCAUAUCCUGAAGCAAAGGAAAGCUCGUAUGCUGUUUUCACCUUUCUUCCACCCUGGGAACUCUAUACACGCUCAGCCAGAGGUCAUAUUACACCAAAACCACGAUGAAGAUAACUUUGUCCAGAGACCUUCAAGACCAUCAACAGAAACAGUCCAUCACAAUCCCCCAACCAUUGAACUGUUGCAUCGCUCUAGAUCACCUGUCACCACCAAUCACCGGCCAUCACCAGACCUGGAACAGAGACCGUUGAAGUCCCCAUUGGACAACACUAUCCGUCGCCUCUCCCCAGCUGAGAGGGUCCCAGGAACAAGGCAUCAGCAAGAGAACAACCAUCAGGAUACUUACCCUCUCUCAGUGUCUCCUAUAGAGAACAACCACUGCCCACCUCCUUCUGAAGUGCUUCAGAAGCCUUCCAGCCCCCGCCAAGAGAACACCCGAGUCAUCCAGCUGAUGCCUAGUCCCAUCAUGCACCCUUUGAUAUUGAACCCCAGGCACUCUGAUUUCAAACCAUCAAGGUUGUCUGAGGAUGGGCUGCACAGGGAGGUAAAACCCAUCAACCUGUCCCACCGAGAGGAGCUAGCAUACAUGAACCACAUCAUGGUGUCUGUCUCCCCUCCCGAGGAACAUUCAAUGCCAAUUGGAAGGAUAGCAGAUUGCAGGCUGCUUUGGGAUUACGUCUAUCAGCUGCUUUCUGACAGCCGGUACGAAAACUUCAUCCGAUGGGAGGACAAGGAGUCCAAAAUAUUUCGGAUAGUGGAUCCCAAUGGGCUGGCCCGGCUGUGGGGAAACCACAAGAACAGAACAAAUAUGACCUAUGAGAAAAUGUCCAGAGCCCUACGCCACUACUACAAACUAAAUAUUAUCCGGAAGGAGCCAGGACAAAGGCUUUUGUUCAGGUUCAUGAAGACCCCAGAUGAGAUUAUGAGUGGCCGAACAGACCGCCUUGAGCACCUUGAGUCCCAGGAACUGGAUGAACAAAUGUACCAAGAAGAUGAGUGUUGAAGAGACAAGUGCACUGCCUCACCGGGUUUGUGGGACAAACAUCUGCCUCAACAGCUAGGGUAGUUUGUGAGGGGAAGAAACAACACAGGAGCAGAACAUGGGGUCGGCACUUAACUUGAAGAUCAUGCAGGACCCAAGGCACCUUAAUAAAACAAACAAACUGGUAAAAGUGGUGCUGGCAGCAAGGUGGAAGAGAGAGAGCCUGGACUCAUGCACUACUUCAUCAUCCCUAUGGAGUCUCCCCUGAGUUGUCUUUAAUUUUUCUUUCCUUGGCUUGUUUGUUUCAGUUUUUGGGGGGGGUUUCUUGUUGGUUUUUUUCCCCCAAUAAACCCAGCUUAACUUUUCUUAACUCAUAUAGGACAAGUUGUGAGAUUUUGCUUCUUCAGAAGGCUUUCCUAUGGAAAUAGUACACUAUUGUUCUUUUCUCUGCAAGUCUCAUGACCAUAACAUGGCCUAAAAACAUUGGUGGCAGUGUCAUGAAAGAGAUCGCCUGAUGGUUCCAUGUGUUGGGAUCACAUUUGCUCAUGCUGCCACUGGGCAAGGUCUUGAGCUACCAAGAGAAUUUGGAAUACAUAUCUGUUAAAUGAAGGGGAGUCAUCUUUCACUGUCAAUCUGAGACAUUUUACCAGCAUACUAUGGGCUGGUAUCUUGAGUCCUGCAAGUAGCUUUUCACUGCUAGCCUAGCCCAUGGACCAAAUCCAAUCACCUAAGUGCUCCAGGAAAGAAGAAGAAAUAAGACCAAGGCCUGACAAAAUGCAAUAGACUGAUGCUGGCUUUUGCUCUCCUUCCCUCUUGCAAAACAGCAGAAUUGAAAUGACACAAAUAAUGUGGAAUCUUUAUUCAGUCUUCUUUCAAAAAGCCAGAUUUGAAGUACUCAUUAUGACAAAAGGGAGGUUUGUUUUACACACCAGCUAGCAGUUUGGGGGUUUAUGGCAAAGGGUUGUUCUUUCCAUCUUAGUAGGAGAGAGAAGGGACCCACAUAGUUGUUUGUAAUACUCAGAAACCUCCCCAGAAUUGUCCUGCGCGGCUGGAGAGAAAAGUGAAAACAAUACAGACCGUAUAGCUACACUGGUAUCUUAUAAAUUGGGGGGGGAGGGGUUUGUUUUUUUGUUUUUUUUCCAUGCAUCCAAUUUCCUACCCAGCCGCUUCUAAUGACAGCUCUGCCAGGAAGUGAUCACUUUUCAGCUUACCUCUUUUUAACACAGUUUUCUUCUUAUAAACAAUCUUGCUGCAUUCUUGCCUUUUCAUUUUAAAUAUUCAUUUUUUUAGCUCCAGUUUGACUUCCAGCAUUUAGGGCAGGGGUUUACAACGUUUUUGGCCAGAGUGCCAAAAACACCUCAACCCAUGCCUUGACUUGGUGUGCCAGAGGCAGAAGGAGGGGAGCUGCCAAGGGCCUGAUCCUUGUUGCUGGUGGUGGGUGCACACGUGCCUCCAGGCGCACAUCAGUGAAGGGACCAGGGUGCGCUGCCCCAGCCCCUUCCCUACUGUGCACCUUGAGGCAUGCAUACACCCACCAAUGCCAGGGAGCUGGUGCUGGGGCUUCGGACCCAAGUGCAACUGUUUGCAGCCUGCCUGCCACUUGCUGCUGCCCAGAGUCCAGGCCAGCUGUGGCCAGUAGCCAGGAGACUGUAGACAGCUGUGCCGGGCUCUGGAGCCGCAACAGGGCUCCAUGGUGGUGGUUGCAUGUGUACUUCAAGACGCACAGCUGGGAAGGGGCCUGGGGCAGCGCAACCCUGGCUCUUCUGCCCCAAAGCACUUGUGUAGCUGCUGCUGCCACAGAGGCUAACUGGGGCUCUGGAGCCUGGCUGGAUCCUGGUAUAGCUGUUUGCAGCCUGCCAGCUGUUUGCCACAGCUGGCCCGGGAUCUGGGCAGCAGCACCAGGCAGCUGGGAAGCUGUAAACGGCUGCAUCGGAGUCUGAUGGUGGCUGCAUGGGCAUCUCGGGGUGCAUGGCAGGCAAAAGGCUGAAGUUGCAUUUCCCCUGGCCCAUUUCUGACUGUGCACCUCAAAGUGAACGUGCAACCACUGCCACUACAGAGCUUUACCGGAGCUGUGGAGCCUGGUGCAUCUGCAGACUCCAGCAUGCCUGCUACAUCCGGUCCAGGCUUUGGGCAGCUGCUGCCUGCCAUGGAGUCCAGGCUGCUCGCAGCAGUGCUUGUAGUCUCCCCACCACCGGCUGCAAGCAGCCU
This is a messenger RNA of Alligator sinensis (Chinese alligator), 4355 nucleotides long. RefSeq names its product ETS variant 6 (gene ETV6). The record is from RefSeq and is a predicted model, not a curated record. Gene Ontology annotation, cellular component: nucleus. Gene Ontology annotation, biological process: regulation of transcription by RNA polymerase II; cell differentiation. The coding region runs from base 807 to 2168 and encodes 453 amino acids. NCBI's taxonomy places the organism in Eukaryota, Metazoa, Chordata, Crocodylia, Alligatoridae. Gene Ontology annotation, molecular function: sequence-specific DNA binding; DNA-binding transcription factor activity, RNA polymerase II-specific. The transcript is spliced from 11 exons.